AUGACGCCAGUAGAGAUUCGCAGGGCCAGCCCUAUUGGCAGCCCCAUGAGUCCGAGUGCCGUAGUAUCACCCUGGACCAAGGACGGCACGUACAUUAUAGAGGCCACGCGCAAGGCGCACGCCUGUUGUAAGUCAUGCAAUGCCAUCAUUGAGGCUGGUCGUCUGCGUGUGGGUGUCGUAUACCAGCAUCGCAAUGGCUUUGUAUGCAUCAACUGGCACCACGUCGAGUGUUACAAGACCGUGAGCGAGAUUCCACUCCAGUGUUUUGAGGGUUUUAGUGACCUUGACCGGCAACAGCAAAAAGUGGUUGAAAGCUAUCACCUCACGAAGCUCGACGCGCCUUAUCUGCCCAAUCGUGUCAAUCGUACCUGCUCCGUAUGA
Molecule: messenger RNA, 381 nt
Organism: Peronospora belbahrii
Lineage: Eukaryota; Oomycota; Peronosporomycetes; Peronosporales; Peronosporaceae
Source: the annotation of a GenBank genome assembly